CUCUAAAACACACCAGUCUUCCAACGACCGGCCAGCACGUCGACUCUACCGCCGCUGCCUCCGUGGAACUGUGCUCGCUGUCUUCUUCUCUGCGUUAACGCAGCUACAUUUCUUUGUCCAUCAGCUAAGGAUGUACGGGUAUCGAACUCUAACGCUGUAUUCAGAUGGCAACUCGUAAAGAAUCGCCCGAAGUAGCAUCCAUGCAGGAGAAAGCUCACAAAGGUUCUUCAAGUUUUGGAUCCAAGCAUAAAUAUCGUGAACAUGCAAGAGAUAGGGAGAGAGAGUCUCAAAACAGAGACAGGGAGAGGGAAAGAGGUAGCGACAGGGAGAGGGAAAGAGGUAAAGACAGGGAUCGAGAAAGGGAGAGGAACAGCGAGCGAGAUAGGGAAAGGGAUAAGGAUAUGGAUAGAUACAGGGAAAGGGAAUGGUAUAUGGAUCGUGAUCGACAUCACCGAGAUCGCCACAGAUACCGAAGUCAGAAAAGGGAGAGGACCAGAGAUAGGGAUGCUUAUGUUGAAAGGCGGAAAGAUUAUGAUAAAAAUAGGGAGGGCAGGCACCGACACAGAUCUAGGUCUCAUUCAAGGGCCAAGUCUGAGCACAGAUCAAGGUUGCGACCCCGUUCACGUUCAAAAAGAAAAAGGAUGAGUGGUUUCGACAUGGCUUCUUCUGCUGCAUUGCUUCCAAAUACAGCUGUUGCUGUUGCAGGUCAGUUUCCAGUAGCCGCUCCCACAAGUCAAGGAGUGUUCCCUUAUAUGAUGCCUUUGCCAGGUGGACAGUUUGGAGCCCGCCCUGUUAUGCCUGUUCAGACAAUGACUCAGGAGGCUACCAGGCAUGCUCGCAGGUUCUAUGUUGGUAGACUUCCACCAACUGCUAAUGAACAGUCAGUGGCAACAUUCUUUAGACAUGUUAUGUCAGCAAUUGGAGGAAAUACUGCUGGUCCAGGAGAUGCUGUUUUGAAUGCUUACAUUCACCCUGAAAAGAAAUUUGGUUUUGUGGAGAUGAGAUCAGUUGAAGAGGCUAGCAAUGCAAUGGCUUUAGAUGGCAUUAUUUUUGAGGGUGCACCUGUUAAAGUUAGAAGAUCGAGUAACUAUAAACCCUCGCUUGCUGCCACUCAGGGCCCCAGUCAACCUAAUCCCAAUCUGAAUCUUGCAGCUGUUGGGUUAACACCAGGAUCUGCUGGGGGGCUUCAAGGCCGUGACCGCAUAUUUGUUGGUGGGUUGCCAUAUUAUUUCACAGAAUCGCAAAUCAGGGAGCUGCUCGAAUCCUUUGGACCACUUCGGGGUUUUGAUCUGGUUAAAGAUAGAGAAACAGGGAACUCCAAGGGCUAUGCAUUUUGUGUUUACCAGGACUUAUCUGUUACUGAUAUUGCUUGUGCAGCUCUUAAUGGGAUAAAGAUGGGUGAUAAAACGCUUACUGUUAGGCGUGCUAAUCAAGGUACGACACAGCCUAAACCCGAGCAGGAGAGUGUGUUAUUGCAUGAACAACAACAAGUUGCAUUACAGAGACUCAUGUUAGCACCUAAUAUUGAAUCAGUUACAAAGGUUGUUUGCUUAACAAAUGUGGUUGCCCCCGUUGAGCUCAUGAAUGACGAUGAUUAUGAAGAUAUACUCGAAGACAUGAGAACUGAAUGUGGGAAGUUUGGUAUGUUGGUGAACUUAGUAAUUCCUCGUCCCGUUGCUGGUGUAGAAAAUGCACCAGGUGUAGGGAAGGUGUAUUUGGAAUAUGCGGACACUGAAAGUGCUGUAAAAGCUCGGCAAGGACUGAAUGGAAGGAAAUUCGGUGGAAAUGAGGUUGUUGCAGUUUUCUACCCAGAAGAUAAGUUUUCGGAGGGAGAUUACAGCGGAUAGUGUAGGACUGGAAAGUUUUAGGCUUGCUUUAUAAUACAAGCAAGUUUCACUUUUGAAUUAGAUAUUAUAAUCCAAGCAAGCUUCACAUAGAUUUGAAGCGCAACCGUGCAAAAAAUUCAAGGAAGCCGAGAUUUAUUCCUUCAAAUUUUAUCUAGUGUUUUUUUGUUA
This is a messenger RNA of Salvia splendens (bonfire salvia), 2015 nucleotides long. Its product is annotated as splicing factor U2af large subunit B-like. Gene Ontology annotation, biological process: mRNA processing. Gene Ontology annotation, cellular component: nucleus. The record is from RefSeq and is a predicted model, not a curated record. NCBI's taxonomy places the organism in Eukaryota, Viridiplantae, Streptophyta, Magnoliopsida, Lamiales, Lamiaceae. The coding region runs from base 165 to 1847 and encodes 560 amino acids. The transcript is spliced from 14 exons. Gene Ontology annotation, molecular function: RNA binding.